CUUCCUCUGACCUGCAUUCUCCGGGCACUUGCUCUCUGACUGGGAGGGAUGACUCCAGCCUGGAGACACUUGCUGAGAGCUUGGCACCUGCAGACCUCCUCUCCCAGGAUCACCAAGAUGUGCCCUUCCUUGAGCCGAGGUGCUUUCCGGACAUCUGUGACAAAGCUUGGUCUUCAUACAAAACCCAGAAUGCCUCCAUGUGACUUCACACCUGAAAAAUACCAGUCCCUUGCCUAUGAACGUGUCCUGGAGAUCCAAAAUCACCAUCUUACUCCCACGCGGACUGCGUAUUUUCGGAAGCCUUUGUUGCUUCACCAGGGUCACAUGGAGUGGCUGUUUGAUUAUGAGGGAAACAGAUACCUGGAUUUCUUUUCUGGGAUUGUCACAGUCAGCGUCGGUCACUGUCACCCGAAGGUAAAUGCAGUGGCACAAAAGCAGCUUGGACGCCUGUGGCACACAAGUGCCCUCUUCUUCCACCCUCCAAUCCAUGAGUUCGCAGAGAAGCUUUCAGCACUUCUUCCCGAGCCUCUAAAGGUCAUUUUCUUGGUGAACAGUGGCUCAGAAGCGAAUGACCUAGCCAUGCUGAUGGCCAGAGCACACUCAAAUAGCACAGACAUUAUUUCUUUAAGAGGAAGCUACCAUGGGUGCAGUCCUUACACACUUGGCCUGACAAGUGUAGGGCCCUACAGGAUGGAGCUCCCCAGUGGGUUGGGCUGCCAAUCAACGAUGUGCCCAGAUGUUUUCCGUGGCCCUUGGGGAGGAAAUCACUGCCGAGAUUCUCCGGUGCAAACAACGAGGAAAUGCAGCUGUGCACCAGACUGCUGCCAAGCAAAGGACCAGUAUAUUGAACAGUUCAAAGAUACUCUGAACACUUCUGUGGCCAAAUCAAUUGCUGGAUUCUUUGCAGAGCCAAUUCAAGGGGUGAACGGAGUCGUUCAAUACCCAAAGGGGUUUCUCCGGGAAGCCUUCGAGCUGGUGAGAGAGCGGGGAGGCGUGUGCAUCGCGGAUGAGGUGCAGACAGGAUUUGGAAGGCUGGGCUCUCAUUUCUGGGGCUUCCAAACCCAUGGCAUCCUGCCAGACAUUGUCACCAUGGCUAAAGGGAUUGGGAAUGGCUUUCCCAUGGCAGCAGUGGUGACAACUCCAGAGAUUGCCAAGUCUCUGGCUAAACGCGUUUUUCACUUCAACACCUUCGGAGGGAACCCCAUGGCCUGUGCCAUUGGGUCAGCGGUGCUCGAGGUGAUUAAAGAAGAAAAGCUACAGGAAAACUGUCAAGAAGUUGGCACCUACAUGCUGCAGAAGUUUGCUGAGCUGCGGGAUGAGUUUGAGAUUGUCGGAGAUGUCCGAGGCAAAGGCCUCAUGAUAGGAAUAGAAAUGGUGAAGGAUAAGGUGAGCAGCCAGCCUCUUCCCCAGGAAGAAGUCAAUGAAAUCCAUGAGGACUGCAAGAGCAUGGGGCUUCUAAUUGGCAGAGGCGGUAUUUUUGCUCAGAAAACUCUCCCAGUCUGAAGUUUCCUGAUUCUCUGUAUUUGCUGCUCUUCAAUCUACUAGUUCACAUCUCCACGCUACCUUCCCUUCAAAAAGAACCGAGAAAACAUCGGGAAAAGUGCUACAUACAACUAGGUCUGAACUGGGACUUUCUUCCUGAAAGAAUCAGAAAUCCUCAACAAGAGGUAUUACUAUAAAGGAAUACAGCUUUGGAGGGGAAAAAAUGGGGUAGUAAACGAAGCAUUUUCAUUGGUAAGAAAACACAAAUACAUGUGUUUAUUACUGCAAUCUAUAGGACCUACUCUUCCCGACUCCAGACAAGAUAGGCUUGGGUUAGGUAUAAAUCUCUCUUAUCUUGUGUUUAUUCUAGUGGUUCUGGCACACACAAAGGAGAGAGGAAAUGUUCUAAGCUAAUGACUAUAGAGUCUUUGGGUAGAAGACAGUAUGAGUCAUUUUAAAAAGGAACACAGAACUUGCUAUGUGGUUUUAUAAUUGAAGUAAAAGUUCCAAGUCACAAAUUUUAACAGUGAUAAGUUCAUGUAUCAUGUAUCAUUUUUGGAAUAUGAGACAGAUAAAAACUACUUUCAAAUAUAUAACCAUUUAAAUAGAUAAGCCAAAUCUAAAGUUUUACAAAAAAUUACUGUUAACUAAAUUUUCUUAAAAAUAUUUUCAGUUUUCAAAAAGAACUGUAACAUUUAAUACUUAAUAUAAGCUAAUAUAAUGAGAUUAUAUUAAAGUAGCACAGAAAUCAAUUCCAUUCCCUUAAGAACCACCAAAUAUCCUUAGUAAAAUGGACAAGCUCAUUGUGUGUUUAUACGUCUACAGGAUUGUUACGUAUAACAUAAUAACUUUUUAUUUAAAAAUAUUCUUGAGAUUGGAUUUAGACACCAGGUGUGAAAUAUUUAAGCUACUUACAUUUCUGAGUAAUACUAACAUUUUUUCAAGAAUCAUAAUCAUUACACAUUUCUAACCAAACGUUCCUUUUGCAAAAUUUCAUUUGUUGUUGGCAAAAGAAACCUAGAUAUACAAUAAUCAACCCUCAGAUUUUCACAUAUUUCUGAUUUUAACUGUUAUCUUGAUUUAAAGACCCAGUCACCACAUGUGUCCAGAUAUUUUUUUAAUAUGAUCACUCAGCUAAUUAGUAUCUGGGAAUUAAUUUCACCUGCAAAAUUUUAAGACACAUCGACAACAGUAAUUAAGUAAAUUAGCUACGUACAUAUUAAUGGAGGAAAAAUGAUGAAGAAAGAAAAUUGUUUUCAACUCCCUUCAAUCUUUUUUAUAAUCAACAUAAAAUUAUAGAGUGAAAAAUACAAACGAUACUGAGUAAACAAGAGCAGUCCAACUUUAUGUUUGAUAUUUAAUGUUAAUAAAAC
Messenger RNA from Zalophus californianus (California sea lion), 2855 nucleotides. RefSeq names its product alanine--glyoxylate aminotransferase 2 (gene AGXT2). Gene Ontology annotation, molecular function: pyridoxal phosphate binding; L-alanine:glyoxylate transaminase activity. Gene Ontology annotation, cellular component: mitochondrion. The coding region runs from base 49 to 1503 and encodes 484 amino acids. The transcript is spliced from 14 exons. Gene Ontology annotation, biological process: glyoxylate catabolic process. The record is from RefSeq and is a predicted model, not a curated record. NCBI's taxonomy places the organism in Eukaryota, Metazoa, Chordata, Mammalia, Carnivora, Otariidae.